This is a messenger RNA of Octopus bimaculoides (California two-spot octopus), 1741 nucleotides long. RefSeq names its product phosphatidylglycerophosphatase and protein-tyrosine phosphatase 1. The record is from RefSeq and is a predicted model, not a curated record. Gene Ontology annotation, molecular function: phosphatidylglycerophosphatase activity; phosphoprotein phosphatase activity; phosphatidylinositol-4,5-bisphosphate 5-phosphatase activity. Gene Ontology annotation, biological process: protein dephosphorylation. NCBI's taxonomy places the organism in Eukaryota, Metazoa, Mollusca, Cephalopoda, Octopoda, Octopodidae.
AUAAAACAGCAUGGGAGAGGGACAUUCAGUGAUAGAGAUGAUGAUGAUGUGAAAGAGAAGGAAGAGGAUGCGGUAGGAGAGGUGGUCAUGGUGGUCAUGGUGAUAGUAAUGAUGACGUAAUGUUUGGACAAAAAAGUUAAUGCUUGUAAUUCUUCAAUUUUUCUUUGUUAAAUCCUUGUGUGUUUAUGUACCUAUGCGUGUGUGUGUCUGUAUGCACGUGUGUGUAUGUAUGUGUACAAAUGUUUGUGUGUGUGUGUGUGUAGGUAAACGAUGUCUGUGUGGUCGUUUUCUUUUGCACUAUUGUUGGUUAAAUCACGAGGAAUUCUUUAGUAUUUCAAAGAAUUCACUGCUGUGUGGGAUGGCAAAUGCCAACCCAUUGGCAUAUCAUUAACAUAACAUACAAACUGAAGGCCAUCAAGCAGAAUCUCUGUCAUCCGACGCUGCCUUCUCUUGUCAGCUUCAUCAUUUCAAGUUCUGUCCAUCAUUCCUCCUCUAUUCUGCUUUGUGCUGUUGUACAGGACACAACAACUGGUCACUUGAAAGUGUUUCCUAGUUUGACCAGUGACACAUUCACACACACACCUGACAACAAGAAAACAAAACACUAUUUUUGUUCAGUGGUGGUCAUCAUACUGAGUACAGUGUGAAGUUGCAGAGUGAGACAAAUUGGUUAAAAUUGUUUUUUGACAAACGGGAAUAUCUACAGAGGCAAUGGAUCAGUUUUCUGCAAUUGGAACAUCAAUCCUCAACAAAGUUGCAUUCUAUCCGUCCCUUUUCUACAAUUAUGCCUUGUAUUUAGCUUCCUUUCGUCAUUGGUAUGUUCGCAUAGACAACUCAAUCAUCUUUGGUGCCUUACCAUUUCGGCAAAUGGCCACACAAUUGGUGGAAAAGGAAAACGUAAGAGGUGUUCUCUCAGCCAAUGAGAAUUUCGAAACAAAGCAUUUUACACCAUCAAAAGAGGAAUGGAAGGAUCUUGGUGUUGGUUUCCUCCAAGUGGAAGUUGAAGAUUUCGUUGGGACACCCAGCUUGUGGCAGGUCACUCAAGCUCUGGCUUUCAUCAGCUAUUAUCAACAACUUGGUCAGUGUGUUUAUGUUCAUUGUAAAGCUGGACGGACAAGAAGUGCCAUCAUAGUUGCUUGUUAUCUCAUGAUGAAGAACCAGUGGGAUGACGCAACAGCAUGGAACCACAUCCUCUCCAGAUGCACACAUGUACGACUUACACAGCAGCAGCAACAAUUCCUCCACUUCUUCUAUUUAACUCAGACCAGCAUGUAGAAACUAAGAACCAGAUGAUUUCCAACUCAGACAUGCUUCCACCUCCAUUCAGUUUACAAGAAACAGUGACUCAACGUAUAUAUAUCAGCUGAAAUCAAUUCAAGAUGAACUCUUCUUCUGAAACCUUGGGCGUCCCUCCACAACAACUUGUAUUAAACUAACUUUAACAAUUUGAUCUCAACAUAUGACUUUUAGCUCAAUGUAUGACAGCCACAAUGCAUCAUACAAUAACUUCAACCCACAAGGACUACUUUCACUCAAAAUACAACAGCCUCAACUCAAUAUAUAAAACAAUCUCAUCUUAAUUAAUAUGAUCUCACUCCCAAAUUAUUUUAUAACAAACUCAACUCUUUUGAUGAGUUCACUUCAAAGCAAGAUGGCCGGCACUCAGCUAAGCCUUCACCUGUCAGCUGCCUUUAUGUAAAUUGUUGAAUUAUUCAAAGUGAAGUAAAUCGUUUAAUGUUUA